AUGGUGGAGAAGCGGUGCCCGAGGCUGCAGCGGGAUGGUGUGUACCGCUGGUUCUCCGAGCUGCCCUCUCCGCAGCGUGUGGAGUUCCUGUGCGGCCUCCUGGACCUGUGCAUCCCGCUGGAGCUGCGCUUCCUGGGCGCCUGCCUGGAGGACCUGGCCCGCAAGGAUUAUCACUCCCUACGUGAUUCUGAAAUCAAGGCCAACAACCCCGCAGACCUGGGGAGCCUCACUAACCUGACGGACGAGGUGAUACGCAGCAAACUUCUGGUGUCUCUUGCCCUGCUCGGGUCUGCCCACCGAGAGGCGGCCGGGGUCCUCUUCCGUACCCUCACCCACAUCGAUUCGGUCAUUAACAACUAUGGGCUACAACUCAACGAGGGCCGCACAGGGGAUGAGUUCCUGUUGCUCUUUACAAUGGCAUCCAACCAUCCUGCUUUCAGCUUCCACCAGAAACAGGUCCUGAGGCAAGAGCUCACCCAGAUCCAGAAUAUCAUGGCCAGCACCAGCAAGAAUCCCAGCACCUCUACCCUUGAUGCUAUGCCAACCUAUCCUGGAUGCCAUAAGGUCACUCCAAGAUCCGAGACCCCCAUCAACAGUGUCAGUACUAGUUUAGAAAAUGUACUACAUACAUCAGCACAUUCCAUUGAGGAGUCAUUACCCAAGAGGCCUUCAGGGAAGCACUCCAAAGUGAGUGUUGAAAAAGUAGAACUAAAGGGACUGGCACACAAGAAGAAUGAAAGAAAUGUUGAAUAUUCCUUUGAGGUCCUGUGGUCUGAUUCUUCAAUGACAUUGGUAACCAAAUCUUCCACUGAAGUGACUGAAUUUAUUUCAAAGCUAUCUCAACUGUAUCCAGAAGAAAACUUGGAGAAAUGCAUUCCUUGCCUAGCUGGUCCAGAUUCAUUUUACCUAGAACGGAACCACAUGGACCUGGAAUCAGACCUUAGGUGUUUGGCACCAUUACCUUCCCAUGUGGUGAAAAAUGACCACGUUAGAAUGUUCUUCAGCACUUCAUCUCCUUCACAGCAACUACAGAGUUCAAAUCCUGGUGACCCCUCCCUUUAUAAAGUAGGAGCUUCACUGGGAACAUCUGGACGACCUAUAUGUGGAGUGACUGGCAUUCAGUCUUCUCAGAAUCACAUUCAGCACUCAGCUGCUGCUGCCAUUGCACUACCCCACUGUUCCCAUGCAGGAGGUACUGGCUCAUCAUUGGCCUAUCGCACCCGAAUGGACACCUCUUCUUCACCCAUGUUAAUGUCUUCCAGUCCACAGACCCCUCAGACACAGGAGCAAAAUGGGAUCUUAGACUGGCUCAGGAAACUGCGGUUGCACAAAUACUAUCCUGUCUUCAAACAGCUCACAAUGGAAAAGUUUCUGAGUCUUACUGAGGAAGAUCUGAAUAAGUUUGAAUCCCUCACCAUGGGAGCAAAGAAGAAGCUCAAGACCCAGCUAGAGUUGGAGAAAGAAAAGUCAGAGAAACGGUGCCUAAACCCCACAACACCUUCUUCAGUUACCAGCAGUGGCGUGGCAAGGGUUCCCCCUACUACACGCAUAGGGCAAAUCCAGAGUAUUCGUGGCAACCAUGCUGCAGAGCUGAGAGUGGAUGUGGAUCAGCCAGCCCACCCACUGCCCCCUGAGGGCAGCUCUUCUGAGUACUCCAGCUCUUCUUCCAGCCCCAUGGGGAUCCAGACAAGGGAGGAGAGCUCGGACAGCGCCGAGGAGAACGACAGACGUUUAGAGAUUCACUUAGGUGGUUCAGAAAAGGAGAAGUCAGUGAUGUUGCUGAACCAUUUCACUUCCAGCUCUGCCAGACCCACAGCUCAGGUCUUACCAGUGCAAAACGACACGGGCUCCAAUCUGUCCAGCCACCAUGCUCUGCCCAUGCAAAUGAUGUCAGCAGCCUCUACUCACAUCACCCCCAUUCGGAUGCUAAACUCAGUGCAUAAAUCAGAGCAUGGCAAUGCAGACAUGAAGCUACUUUCAUCGUCAAUGCAUUCUCUUUUAUCUUUAGAAGAGAGAAAUAAAGUUUCUCCUGGAUCUAGGAGCAGCAUAAAAGUGGAAAAGAGCUUUGGAAAUACAGUGGUGGAUGCUAUGUCUACAUCUUCUCCCCACCAGCCCUUGCAAGUGCUGUCAGGGGCUACUGAGAACAUCUCACCCACUUCUACUAUUAACUUUGGUCCUCGAACCAAAGCUGUGCAUGCUUCAACUCUGGACAGAGUGAUAAAAACAGCUCAGCAGCCAGGAUUAAUAGUAGAAACUAGUACUGCUGCCACUGUAACAUCCAGCACAGUCUUCCAUGUGGCUCGUCCACCCAUCAGACUCCUGGUGUCUUCAUCUCUUCCUACUGAUUCUGCCAUUGCUGGACAGACUUCCUGCUCCAGUAAUAUGCAAAUAACAGUGUCUCCUUCAAUAAUAAAUCCUCGAACUGCUCUGUACACAGCCAACACCAAAGUUGCCUUCUCUGCAAUGAGCAAUGUGCCAGUGGUGCCAAUGAAAGGCAGCUUCUGUGCAAACAGCAACACAGCCUCCUCCAGCAGCCACCCCUCCAUGUCUUUUGUGACCACGGCCAAUCUGCCCAGCUGCCCCACACCCAGCUCCAGCCCCAGCCCCACGCUCUCCUCUGUUGCCGAGAACAACUUCUACAGCAGCAGUAGCAGCAGCGGAUCCGCAGGGAGCAUCCCAGUACCAAACCAGAACCACCACCACCAUCACCACCAGCAGCUGCAGCCGCCUGGGUGCAUGGUGUGCAGCUCCUGCGGGUGUACUGGGAACUGUGGAUCAAGUGGUAUGACCAUCAGCUACACUAACUAUUUUCAGCAUCCAUUUUCAGGCCCAUCAAUGUUUACUUUUCCAUUUUUGCCCUUCAACCCUUUGUGUAGUAACAGCUACAUCAACACGCAGCAGUACAACAGCAGCACAGCAUUCCCCAUGGUCCACACCACUUACAACAGCGGUAUAGCAGUGGACUCUGUGAUGACUGGACAGUCGACGUUUGCAGUACCGCCAAUGCAGAACUUUAUGGCAGGGACAGCAGGGGUGUAUCAGGCACAGGGAAUGAUGGGAAACAGCAACAGUUCAAGUUACAAAAAAAAUGGGAAUCUCUCCUGUUACAACUGCGGGGCCAGUGGUCACAGAGCUCAGGACUGCAAACAGCCUCCGAUGGAUUUCAAUCGACAAGGUACGUUUAGGCUAAACUAUGCUCCUCCCUCUGAAGGUCUUGACUCCACUGACUGAUAUUUUAUCAACUGGCAAGAAAAUACUGUAAGCCAUGGAGAUAUAAGGAGACUGAAAAACAAAGCUGAAACUUCCAGUUGCUGUUAAGCUUGAUGUAUUUUUUUUAUUCAAAGGUGCUUUACUUUAUUAGACUAGGUAGAAAAUCUAGCUUAAGGGUGCAUCAAACCCAUUUUUGAUUGCCAAAUUCAAACUGGGAUCUUGUUGGAACUUCUGAGUACAUGUCAUAGGAUUGAUGGAUGGUGGAGCUGGCCUGAUGCAAGUACAACAUCCGAGGUACUUUCUUUUUGCUGGAGCACAUUGCCAUAUGCAGACUUCCGAAGGUGAAACGUCAAAAUCCAGGGCAGCUACAUUCUGAAAUGGAAGCUGGAGGCUGAAGGUGGGAGUGGCUUUUUGCCAGAAGGACUCUGGCACCCCUGGGCUAGGUAAAAUGUCUACUUUUUUUUCAAAAGUGAUCAGGCACUGAUCUCUGGGAUUUUUAAGGAUUACACUACAGAAGAAUGUAAAACUCUUAAAGCUUUCUGCACUUUUAGCAGUGUCACUCUGAGACCAGUGCAAGAGGCAAAAGUUCCAACUUUCAACAGUUGGCACCAGCAAGCUAUGUGACUUAACCACACAAUCUGAAGUCUCUCCUUUCCCUUCCAGAACACACAUGGCAGUUUUGGUUCCUUCUGGAAACAAACUUGUACUUCAUUGUCUCACUUAUUACUAGAUAGUGCUAGGUUCCCAGCAGUGGAAUAAGCUUAGUUUUCAAGGGUCCAAGUCCCAGAGACUCCAGAGUUAUAAAGGCUUCAAGGAUAUAUUCCUGUAAUACACAAAACCUUUGUGUCCUGUUACUGUAUUUAGGUCUCUUUCACAGAAACCUUAUUAUUCUGCUUUUGUAAAUGAAUUUUAAACCAUCCUAAAAGGAAAAAAAAAACAAACCAAAAACCACAAACCCUCUGGCAGCAGUUUGUAAGCUUUUGCUUUACUUUAUAUAAAAAAUACCCCUUUGACUCCUACCCUGAGGCUUUUGCUACAGGAUUCAGAAGUGGUAGAAGUCAAACAUGUAAAAGGUAGUAAACAUUAUUAUCAAGACUUUGGAGGAUUACUCAUCAGCCUCCGUUGCAAUAGAUUGUAGAUGACUAACUUUGGUGCUAACUACUUAGUGUACAUCAUUUGUGGGUGACAAAUCUAAAGUAGGACUUGAGAAGAAGCCAAACAAAUCUUGAACUGCUAAUUUGAAACAGUUUGGUCCUGUCUGGUUGAAAGAAGAUACUAAUCCUCAUGGUUCACCCAGGGAAUCUGAUGGCAUUAGAUGGGUGAGGCCUUCUCUUUAAAACAUCUGACAUAAUAUCGACAUUUGCUUACUGUAAUUGAGAAGACACCUUGAAAGUCUGAAGCUUUGUUUAUACUUGGAGAUAUUUCUUACACCCAUUUAAACCACACCAGGACAAAGAGUAUUUGUAGUGGUGCAGCCAGGUUUGCUUGGAAGCAAGGGAAGUUGUAUUGGAGAAGGUUGUAGAGCUGCCCUGAGCGGCCUUAGCAAUGAAACAUUCAUGUGAGGGGGUGACGCACUAGCUUGACAGCUGAGACCUUUCUGGACCAUGUUCAUAGGAAAGAAAUGUUCUGGGCCAUCCUUUAGUCCUGUGUUCUCAGAGAGUGGUUGUCAGCCUCACCAGGGAGGUGAGCAAGAAUAAGGACCGUUGCUGAAGAGGCACAGCAACGUGAAAUGGCCAAGAAGCAGGCUCAGUCCAGGUAGUGAUCUGUGGCUUGUAGUGGAUUUGGCUUCAUGAAAACCCAAAUCUAAAUUUGCCUAACAUUCAGUUUUAAAACAAACAAAAAAAAGAUUCAUUUUUAUUCCUAUGCAAUGAAGAAAGUUUUGUGUAUCCCCAGCUCAGCUCACGUCCUGCAAUACUGCAUGCACUGUGGAGAUUCUUCCUUCACUCUGCCCGUCGUAGAGGAGGUUCCCUGAAUUCUAACAACCAACCUUCAGACCUACAACACUGAAGUGAUGAAAACUGACAAUGCAAUUUACUUUGCCUUAAUGAGCUUGAGACAAUGGUAGGAACAAUCUGUCGUAUUGUGUUAUGCUAAGGAAACAUGCAGUUUUCAGUGGUGAUGUUUACUCUUUACAGUUUGGAGGGUCUCUCCAGUGGCCUGGAACAUGUGCUGAAAGCUAAACCUUAUUUUAUUGGGGGGGAUUCACUUUUUUUUAAACAAUAUUUUAAAACUGAAUUGUGUUUAAAUAAACUGUAUUUCAACACACAAGCAAGUGUUACAAUCCCUCUCAAAAUAGCAAAAAUCAACAGCAAAAAAAAUUAAUACUAAUUUCUGUGCCAGUUGUAUUUUGGUUUAAUGCCUAAGGCUGGGAACAGUGUCUUGACUAAUAUUUAUCACAGUCUCAAAACUGUAACAAAAGGACUGUAAAACUGAACUUCUGUUCAGCAAACUUUCAUUCCUUUCUUCCGAGCUUUCUUUUGGGAUAGUUUCCUUUGUGUAAAGUUAAGCCUGAUGUUUCUUAAACUGGCUUCUGUGUACUUUUAGGUAACAGUUUUAAGUGAUGGAGUCUGGGUUUAGAGUAAGUUCAACAUCAGAGGUCUCAAGUACCUUAAAUCAGCAUGAGUGUUUGAUGAGCCAACAGCAAUUCCCAAGCCUUCCCUAUACCCAGUGAGCUGAAGUUCCAGAUCUGUGAGCAAAUGCUGUCCACUUUAAAGUACCAAGAACAUCCCAAGUUGGUAAGUCUGAACAGAGCACUUUAGUUCCAUAGAAUAAUCUUUACAACUGUUUUUAAAGGCACAAAUCCAUCUUUUUACUUCCAAAAAGCAAGGCAGCUUGGUUUAGAAUUGUAGUUCCAGCUUCAUUGGCUGAAAGAAACAGUUCUUAAAGCCUAUUUUUAUACAUUGAGAGAUGAAGAUUUCAAAGAAAGCUAUUUAUUCCUGUCUGUCCUAGAAGUAUCAAAAGAAUUAAUUCUCAAAAUGGAUUUCACUGUGGAAGAGAAGUGAUUUUUAAAUGUAAGGUGGAAAGGACUCCUGAGUUCUCUCCUGCAGGGGCACAUAAAAGUUAGUGCUCAAGGGAGUGUCUGAAUGGGGGCUACAGGGAUGCUGGGGAAGGACUAUUCAUUAGGGACUGUAGUGAUAGGACAAGGGGUAACAGGUUGAAACUUAAACAGCAGAGGCUUAGACUGGA
This is a messenger RNA of Melopsittacus undulatus (budgerigar), 6396 nucleotides long. RefSeq names its product zinc finger CCHC domain-containing protein 14-like. The record is from RefSeq and is a predicted model, not a curated record. The transcript is spliced from 13 exons. NCBI's taxonomy places the organism in Eukaryota, Metazoa, Chordata, Aves, Psittaciformes, Psittaculidae. Bases 1 to 3231 code for a protein of 1076 amino acids. Gene Ontology annotation, molecular function: zinc ion binding; phosphatidylinositol binding; nucleic acid binding.